AUGGUAAAGUCAACUCAAAUUGCACGGCUUGAUGGCCUGAUGCUGGCUGCCUCGGUGGAUGAUGAGCAGGCUGAGUCGGAGCUGGCUGAGAUCAAGGGCCAGGCUAAGAUGAUCUUCCGGCGAUUGAAUCGCAACUCCGCACCCCAGGCUAGCAUCGAGUCAAGUCAAUACAACCUCCACUACAUGAUCCAAGACGAUGUCUGCUUCCUCUGCAUCUGCGACCGCUCAUACCCCCGCAAACUCGCCUUUACCUAUCUCGCUGAUCUGGCCUCUGAAUUCACCACCACAUACACUCAAUCACAAUACCUCUCCCCCACGCUCCGUCCUUAUGCCUUUGUCGAGUUCGAUACUUUCAUUCAGCGCACCAAGAAGCUGUACCAAGAUAGCCGGGCCUCACAAAACUUGGACAAGUUGAACGAUGAGCUGCGCGAUGUCACCAAGGUUAUGACCAAGAACAUUGAAGACUUGCUGUAUCGUGGAGAUAGCUUGGAGCGGAUGGGCGAGUUGUCCGGUCUGUUGCGGGAGGACAGCAAGAAGUAUCGAAAGGCAGCGGUGCGCAUCAACUGGGAAUUGUUGGUGAAGCAGUACGGGCCUUUCGCCGGCGUCGGGUUCGUCGUGCUCAUUUUGCUGUGGUGGCGGUUCUUCUGA
Penicillium daleae is the source of this 648-nucleotide messenger RNA. RefSeq names its product SNAP receptor SEC22. Lineage: Eukaryota; Fungi; Ascomycota; Eurotiomycetes; Eurotiales; Aspergillaceae. Gene Ontology annotation, biological process: endoplasmic reticulum to Golgi vesicle-mediated transport; vesicle fusion with Golgi apparatus; retrograde vesicle-mediated transport, Golgi to endoplasmic reticulum. Gene Ontology annotation, cellular component: ER to Golgi transport vesicle membrane; SNARE complex; endoplasmic reticulum membrane. The coding region runs from base 1 to 648 and encodes 215 amino acids. The transcript is spliced from 5 exons. Gene Ontology annotation, molecular function: SNAP receptor activity. The record is from RefSeq and is a predicted model, not a curated record.